UCUAUACUCGGCAUGGAUUCUAGCGGCAAUUCAAUGCUUGCCGACUCGCUGGACCUACGCGAACACAUGGUGGGUAUACUAUUUUCGCGUAGUAAGCUCUCGCAUCUGCAGAAACAGGUUAUUGUGCAUAUUGUGCACGCGAUCAAGAAGGAAGCGCAUCGCGCCAAAGAAGAUUGGGAAAUUGUAAAUUUGGCGAAUUGUUUCAAGGAUGCGCACGCCACCACAACAUCUGCCACCUCGACGGGUGAACCGAAGAGUGAGUCUAGUUCGGAGCGCUAUCGUGCGCCCGACACUUACUGUUUCGAGAUGCUAAGCAUGGUGCUGGCGCUAUCCGGCAGCGUUGUGGGCCGUUCCUAUCUGUCACAUCAGUAUGGGCUACUCAAGGAUUUGUUGACGCUGCUACAUACAGGCAGUGAUCGCGUACAGCGUCAGGUAGCGGCACUACUGCGACGCAUACUGCCCGAAAUUUCACCGGAGAGCUUUGCCGAGUUGAUGGGCGUACAGCGCUUGCCGCCGGCAGAUUAUAAUAUUGCACACCAGAAUGCUGCUGAUUUCGAUAUGAAUCGCUUGGGUUUGCUGGAUAUAUUUUUGGCAGUCAUCGCCAAGGCGCUGCAGUUGCAAGUUAAGGUGAAGUGUACUUCAAGCAAACCGAGUCUCGAGAAAACACCUUCAUUUGUACGUCUCUGCAAUGCACUUGAUUUGUCGGUACAUCUACUGAAGCAAACGCAGAAGACAAAGGUAAAUGCUGAUGGCGAGCUGGGCGGCGGAGAUGGGGAUGCCGGCGAAUUUGCAGGCAAAACACAUCCAUUUCGAUUCGAUCAACAAGUGGAAGCGAGCGAAUACGAGCUGGGGCGUUCAACAUUGAAGGCGAAUAAGAAAGAAACGAAGAAAAAUCUUAAUCAGCGUUGGUUCUUGAAUGGUGUCAUCUCAACCAAGCAGGCGGAAAGCAUCAUCAGUCUGGUGCGCGAUUUGGCCAGUGGCAAAUUAAGCGAUAAAUGGUCUCAGAUCACCAAGGCAGCCAUAGCUGAGUCGGUAUUAAAUUUGACUCGUUUGGAUGAGAUUUUCCGCAAUCCUGAACAUUGUGUGAAGACCGCCACACUGUGGCUAGCGCUGGCCAGCCUUUGUGUGCUCGAUCGCGAUCAUGUAGAGAAACUAUCGUCCGGUCAGUGGUCCAAGGUUUCCGAUACGCGUCCAAUGUGCACCAAUCACGACGAUGGUGAAACUGCUGCCAUAAUUCAGUGCGAAACUUGUGGUUCACUGUGUGGCGAUUGCGAUCGAUUUUUGCAUUUGAAUCGAAAAACAAGAAUGCAUAAGCGAACGGUGA
Molecule: messenger RNA, 1324 nt
Organism: Rhagoletis zephyria (snowberry fruit fly)
Lineage: Eukaryota; Metazoa; Arthropoda; Insecta; Diptera; Tephritidae
Product: E3 ubiquitin-protein ligase highwire-like
Biological process (GO): axon guidance; regulation of synaptic assembly at neuromuscular junction
Cellular component (GO): nucleus; plasma membrane
Molecular function (GO): ubiquitin protein ligase activity
Source: RefSeq, a predicted model, not a curated record